Messenger RNA from Phascolarctos cinereus (koala), 3035 nucleotides. Lineage: Eukaryota; Metazoa; Chordata; Mammalia; Diprotodontia; Phascolarctidae. The record is from RefSeq and is a predicted model, not a curated record.
AUGGACAUUCUCAGACUGGAUCACGGGCUGCCUAAGCACUCUCGCCAGGCCUCCUCCUCGAGGCCACCCCAAAGACAAGAACAGGCAAAGGUCAGCCGGGAUGGGGAGGGCAAGGGAGCAGUGGGUCCUGGGCCAGAGGUUCGGAGGCCAGGACCCCAGGGGCCCAGAGCCCCAGAACAAGCCGCAGCCCCCUCAGGCAGCGCUGCCAGGCCCGACCUCCGGAGGGAGGAACGGGGGAACUGGGAAGGAGGGGCCGCUCCCUGGCACGAAAGCCGGGCAAGGCGGGGCGGGGCAGGGCCGGCCGGGGAAGGGGGCGGCCACAUCUCUCCCCACUGCCGGACCCGGCUAAGGGGGCCUGGAGCACGGCCCGGGCCAAGCAAUAUAGGGUGCUCAUUCCCAGCGGAGCCCCCGGGGAGCCGCACUGGGGGUGGCGGGGUUGCGGGUGCCGGGGGGCUCGGCGGGGCCCCCUCCCCGGCCCCGCCCCCCCGGCGCUCCGGAGGCUGCCCCGGUGCGGAGGUGAGGGCCCUCCGGGCUCUCGGGCAGAACCAUCGCGUCCAGUCCCGAUCCCGGUGCCGCCGGCUCCCGCCGCUUUCCCAGCCAUCAUGCCCGGCCGGGGUGUCGCCGGACAGGCAGGGCGGCGGAGGACUCUCGGUCCGACGGCGGGAGGCGCCGGGUGGCCCGGACCCCCGGGCUGGGGAGGGGGGGCUGGCUGGAAGGCUGGCUGUCGUCCGCGGGGCUGCGGGCCCAGAGACCAGGCCGGGGCUGGGGGCCAAGCUCAGGCGGAGGCGGCCCCGACGGGGCGGGCGGCGGCGGAGGCAGCUGGCACCGGGCAGCGCGGGUGGCAGCAGCAGCGGCGGCGGCGGCGGCGUAGCCGGGGGCUGCGCCCCGGGCGCAUCUCGGGCGGCUCGGGGCCGCGCUCAGGUUCGCGUUCGGAGGUGGGAGUGGGGCGGCGGCGGCGGCAGCAGCAGGAGGGCGGGCAGGGCCCUUGGACGGGGCGGGCCAGCACGCGGGCUGCGGGGCUGGGCGUCCGGCGGGGCCCGCUCCGCUCCGGGGGCUUGGCACCCCGGCCCUCUCGGCUUGGCCCGGCCCCCUCGGUCCGGCCCGGCUCGGCUCUCUCGGCCCGGCUCAGCGCUCCCAGUCCGCAGCCAUUCGGUGCCCGCCAGGAAAGUUCCCGCUGCCGCCGCGGCCGCCGCCGUGUCCCUGCUCUUGUUCAUCUGGGGGAUGCCGGCCAAUUCUCUCCACUUGCUUUCAGACCAAGGAAAGGAGCCGCAAUGGAUGCUGUUUGCUUCUGGAGCAGGUGUGUGUCUCCGAGGCAGAGGCCUGAGAGUUCAGCUAGUCAUUUGAUGUGCAGUAGCACAUUUUCCCAUCUUCCCAGAGGGAGCCACGGUUUCCUCCUGAUGUCCUGGGAACGUGCUGGCUAGCCCACGUACAUCAUCGCUGCCGGGACCUCCGCUUCCGUGAGAGAGGAGCAGGACGGCAAAGGCUGGUUGGCUACGAGAGUUUCACCUGGCUUGGCUGGGAGAGCUCAGGACAAGAGGAGCCGGGCGUGGCAAAGGGACAGAUUCAGGGGCGAUGUCGGCCACGCCAACCACGCGGAGCAGUCCUACGGUUCGAGGGGACUCCCCUUAAGCAGAGGCCAGGUGGCCAUGUGACUGGGGAAUGCUGCGGAGGGUAUGCCUCUGGUGGGCAGCCCUCUGUUUAUCAUCCUCCUUGCCAGCCUCAGGGAAGCAGCUGGGCCUGUGGCAGAGUCAUGGUCUCCAGGUCAGGGAGUGCCAUUUCAAACUGAAAGACCAAAGAGGGAGUAUGGAGUUCAGCCAGAUCCAACCCGACGCUUUAUCUCUUGCUCUGACACUGAUAUCGCAGUCAGAGCCAAUCCACUUCUGAGCCAGGCAAUUUAUUUAGAUGGCCUCAAGGCUCCCUUGGGGAGAAUUUGGCCCAUUCUUUGUUAAACAGCAGCACGUCCUAAGGUCUCUAAAAAGAAACACAACAGUCCAUUAGCCCACGAUAAUCAGACUACUGUCUAGCUUAAGAUGGUAAUGAGCUGUGAUUACUUAAUUCAAUCUAGCAAACAUUUAUUUAGCACCUACUAUGUACAAAUGAUUCUGUUAGGAGGAAGGGAUAUAUAGACAAAACCAACAUGGUCACUGCACUCAAGAAGCUUCUAGUCUCCCAAGAGACUACAGUAUGUACACUCGCAAAUAUUCUUAAUAGGUCUGUGAUGUCCUUGAUAUGGGAGUUCUUAGUCUACCAAUGUUGCUAAGCUCUCCGCUACACCCUUCUCCAAGUUUGCCUCGGGGGUCUACCCAAUGGGCUGGAGGCCUUCUUCAUUCUCUCCCCUUAUCCAGAGUGUUGUGGGGCCCAUGCACCAUCUACCUGUCAACUCUUGCCACUGACCAGUCCAUAGCCUCUUCCUGUCCCACAAUCCUUUGAGAAAAUCUUUAGCUAUUAUUUUGCAGAGUUCUUUAGCCAUAUGUUAUAUAAAUACAAGAUAAUUUGAGGAGGGAGGAGAGAAGGCUGACAACUAGGAGGAUGAGCAUUUAUGGGUUUCAAACCACUAUGUCCUUUCGAGGCAUAACAUUAAUAACAUACAUACAUACAUAUGUGUGCGUGGGUGUGGGUGUAUAUCCCUACAAACAGGUUCCCAAGUCAACCUUAAGCCUCUACAGAGCCCUUUCUAGCUGUAAAAUGGUUUGGGAUCAUUUAACAACCAAUCCCUAACGUUAUUACGGAUGAGUCGCCAUCAGGCCUUUGGAUGCCCAAACACUGAGGUUCAAGAAUUUGUUCAAGAUGCUUUGUUUCAAACAUUGCGUAGACCAGUGAGAUCUCAGGUGAGGACUCCUGCCCUAGCUCCUGUCUUAUUCCAAAUGUGGAUCAAGGCCCCUUCAGAUGCUUAAAACAUCAUCUCUACCUUCUGGCGUCUAUAAAUUAUGCAGCUGGACAACUAUUUGGUAGAUAUUUUCUUAUUAUGCAUUUUUCACUGUAAUGUUUGUUUGUUGCCUGAUUCUGUGCUAAGAGUAAACACCAUUCCAUACAUA